GAGCAUAAAGCAGCGAUGAUGUUAGGCUGCCCACAUGCUCUCUGGACAGAACCUGGAUUCAUGUGUUUUAUGAUGUCAUGGAUUCUAAGGAAAGGUGGUGUGGUGGAUCUUGUAGCCUUGGGAGCUGCCCGAAGGAUGAGAUGGUUGGUCCUCUCUGUUCUGGUUCUUGCUGCAUUCCAGCCCACCCAUAACGCAACCGUCAGCAAUUGCGAUGGCAUCUGCGGAAGACGACCCAUGGCAAGCAGCCAUAAGUUGAUGCGUAUUAUGGGCGGCAGCGAUGUUCUUCCAGGGACGUGGCCCUGGAUGGUUAGCAUCCAGACAAAAGUACGAGGGAACGUCUACUUUCCUAGCUGCGGAGGUUCGCUCAUUGGCCCCCAAUGGGUCCUCAGUGCAGUCCACUGCUUCCAAAAACCAAAAGACCAGUACAAGCUUGUUCUUGGCUCCAACCGGAUCAAGAAGCUGGGCCCCGAGGCCGAGCAGCGCUUCAUUAAGAGGCUGGUGAAACAUGAGAAGUAUGACAACCAGCUGAAUCAAGGAGAGGUGGUGUUUGCAGACAUCGCCUUGUUGGAGAUGGACGAGCCCGUCAACUGCAGCGACUACAUCCAGCCAGCCUGCCUGCCUGAUGAAAGAAUGGAGGUUUUGACGCUCGGCCAUUGCUACGUCAGUGGCUGGGGCGGCCUGCUGCCAAAAGAUUCCACCCCUCCUGACAUCAUGCAAGAAGGGGCGACGACUAUCUACACUAGAAUCCAAUGUGGGAUGCGGUGGGGCAGGAGGAUCCCUACACAGAACGUCUGUGCCGGACACGAAGAAGGAACAAUUUCAAUCUGCAGGGGUGACAGCGGAGGCCCCCUGAUGUGCAGGGAAGAGAGGUCUGAGCGCUACUGGGUGAUUGGAGUGGCCAGUUUCGGACCGGUGUACUGCGGCACAGCGAAGGUGCCAAGCGUCUUCAUUUCCACGCAGUACUAUCUGGACUGGAUCCAAAGGACCACUAAGCUGCAGCUCUCAGUUCCCACACACACCCCGCUGCUGGCGCAGACCCAGGCCACAACAACGCGCAAGACCAGGACUUUACCUACAGCGGCCAGGCCAAGACCCCACAGGCCUCCCUGGGUGAGGCCCCCACAGUGGGGUGUGAGGCCUCCUCCCCAGGUGCAGACCACAAGGUCCUCCUUCCCUCCCUGGAUGAGGGAGAACUAUUUUUGGGGUAACCGGAGGCCUGGCCGCAGGACUAGGUACAGACCGCAGCAGUCCGGGCCCCGGAUGGCACCUCGAAGUCAGUUCGCAGAUCCACCAGGGUACUACCCUGGCUCCGAAGACUACUACGAUCUACUUGUGCCCUCAGGGGAGCAGGAUUGAGAGGGGCAGCUGGGGCAGGGGGCAGGCAUUAUGAAGCAGAGGGGCAGGUUAGAGCCCACCAUGAUAAGCAUCAGAUAUUCUAUAGAAUAAUAAAAUGGAGAUGGUUUGAGCAAGCUGCUUGGGAUUUGGCAAUGGGUCUUUGUGUCUUUCACACCAUCAUCUCACCAAAUCUCAGAGAGAUGUGUGGGGAAAUGGCCAAAUCCAGAGCCAUAUUCUCCUACUUGUGUUCAUAAUUCCUCCAGAUCUUUCUUUCCAUUAAAUGGAAGUGGUAGAAAAAGAAAAAGAAAACAAGAAAGAAGGGAAGGGAAGGGAAGGAUGAAGGAUAUUCCACGUUUAAGAAUUCCACAAUGUAUUUUACAACAAAUUAGAAACACUUUAUAUUUCACAUUUUACAGUUUAUACUCCAAAACUAUUGCAGUUAAUUUAUUACCCCAAAAGAGUUUGCAACGUGGAAUGCUCACCCAAAGGAAACAUGGCUCAGCAAAUGACCUGCUAUAAAACCAUUAAGACACUUUCCAGUCUCCCAGGCCUAAUCAAUCACCUACUCCUUUAAGAUAGGACUACAGCUUAUUUUACCACUGUUAGUAGGCAAAUAUAAACGUCCCCUGCAUACCAGUAAAACCACUGCCAGCUGCCAGCCCCUCUAGGUUCUCCAUACCUCCCAAUGCUGCAUCUGCACCAACCACUGACAGCCAUCUCCAGAAUCAAGCCUCUUCCGGCUUCUCAGCACUGCAAGGCUGUUCCACAAUAGCUACCCAGCUCAUAAAUCACCACGGCCGGCAUCCACUUCAGCUGCUUCACCACUGCUGCCCAGGCAUGGAGACUCUCCAGGUCCUCCUCACCCUCCAGCAUUUUGGUGCAGCUACUCCUUUGCUCAUUCACAGCAAACACUCUGGCACUGCACAACCAGAUCUCCUCAGCACUCUGCUCAGCCUCAGGAACCCAUCAGCACAUCAAAAGAACUUUCUGGGCCCAUAACCUGUCAAUAAAUUCUACUCAAUAUUGAUCCAGAGCAGAAUUCUGACCUAUAGUUAGCAGAGUAAAAACUUAAACACUUUGCAGGAUUCCAAAAAAAUAGACCAGAGGCAAUUAAUAUUUCAUCCAGCAGAGCUUUACUGCUACGGAAGGCAAAUGAGCAUCAUGGUCACAAAUCCAAUACAUUCACUGUCCAUAAGAAAUCCAGUUGCUGUAGACUUAACUUAUAAAAACUUAUAAGUCUAAACCUUAACAGUGUAUACAGAACACCACACUAGAAGGAAGAGAGACAGAAAGAGAAAGUGAAACCUAGGCUCCUUCUGUCCUUCCUUUUAUAGUCAGCAUGACCUUGAAGAAGAGAUAAAAAAACCUGUUUAAGCCAGCUGUACUCAACUUUUAUGAAGGAAUAACCCAAACAUCAUGAAUCUUCUGAAGCUACCAAAACCCUCUUGAAUUAAAUAGAAUAGGAAAGAUCUCUACACAUCAGAUCAAUACUUUCUGCACUAAGAAACGCAAACUGACACCCCACCCCCAAAUCCUAGGAAUGAAUAAAGGCUGGGAUUUUGAUUAAUUGGGAUAUGGGUUAAAGGGACAAUCUGCAGAGCUGUGCCAGACAGGAAAUUUCUGGGCUGGGUUAUGCAAACCAGCCUGGCUGACUUAGGGAACAGCAAACCUGUUAACAUGACAAAAAGUGUCAAUAGGCCAUUGGAGAGAAUCCUUUCACUUGGGGAGAGAGACCUGACCAAAGUGAUGGUGUGUGUUUGAGGGGACAGGAAAAGGAAGAUAUUUGAGCAAGGUCUGUUGGGAAAGAGAAGAAGGGAGAAGAGCUGAGAUCCAUCUUGGGCAGGCUGGCAGACGGUUGCCUACGUUGCUGCCUCUGGAAAUGUGUACGCCGUAAGAUCUGGACUCCCUCCAUGUAGACUAGAGGUGUGACCAGGUAAAUAAAUUAUA
Molecule: messenger RNA, 3282 nt
Organism: Podarcis raffonei (Aeolian wall lizard)
Lineage: Eukaryota; Metazoa; Chordata; Lepidosauria; Squamata; Lacertidae
Product: acrosin-like
Exons: 5
Coding region: 16-1356 (446 amino acids)
Biological process (GO): acrosome reaction; proteolysis
Molecular function (GO): serine-type endopeptidase activity
Source: RefSeq, a predicted model, not a curated record